AUGACAAUCUACACAUUUUUCAUCUUUGAUCGCCAUUGCAAUUGCAUAUAUAACCGAGAAUACACACACUCAGCCACCUCCUCAUCAUCUCACCCCCAACCACCAACAUCCGCAUCCACAACCACCACGGUAUCAACCUCCACCACCGCCACCACCACAACAACAUCAUCAACUUCCACAUCAUCUCCUCAAGGACAAAUCAAUAAAAAUAACGAAUCAAACCAAUCAAAGCUUCUAUUCGGACUCAUUUACUCCCUAAAAACAAUUGCCACAAAAUUAGUAUCAAACAAUAAUGAAUUGAAUUCAUUUGCAUUAGGACAAAAAUUUCGAUUUCAUUUUUGGGAAUCAAUGACGAAAUUUAAAUUUGUGAUUGUGACUGAUUAUGCUAAUGAUGAUGUUGGUGAUUUGUUAUGGAUAUUGUAUUCACGAUAUUUUAUUUCUUGUGUGGUUGAGAAUGGAUUAAUGCCGGUUGAGUUUAGAGCCCAAGAGGGGGAUACGAAAGAGUUUGCCGUGAUUAAUAAUGGGAAGUUUAUUGAGGAGACUGAUCGAUAUUUACAAUCUUUGAGCAUUUUUUAA
Messenger RNA from Hemisphaericaspora subhashii, 576 nucleotides. RefSeq names its product TRAPP subunit. NCBI's taxonomy places the organism in Eukaryota, Fungi, Ascomycota, Pichiomycetes, Serinales, Debaryomycetaceae. The transcript has a single exon. Bases 1 to 576 code for a protein of 191 amino acids. Gene Ontology annotation, biological process: endoplasmic reticulum to Golgi vesicle-mediated transport. Gene Ontology annotation, cellular component: TRAPP complex. The record is from RefSeq and is a predicted model, not a curated record.